AUGUCGUCUAACACCGCGUGCCCCUUCUUCGACAAACUGCCUGCCGAGCUGCGCCUCGACAUCUAUGAGUUAGCAUUCUCAUCCAACACUGAUUCCGAAGCCGAGGAGGAUCUCAGAGCAGUGAAGCCACCAUCGAGGAACAUCCUUCUCACAUGCAAGAACGCACACUCUGAAGCACACGGCCUCUACAAGACCGCUUAUCGCCGCUACUGGAGCUCUACCAAGUUCAUCUUCGAAGCUGUAAAUUCCGGUAGCGAGUCAUACCCAGCUCUUACCUUCCCUACGGACCGCGAUCUAGCACAUAUCACUAGCCUGCGAGUAGUUGUCCUCCUGGACGGCGUUGUAAGACAGAUCGGCUGGACCUGCACACUACUCGGCAGGUCGGACGCGUGGGAGCUGGACUGGUCAUCAACCGGGGGGUGGGGGGGCCGCUCUACGUAA
Messenger RNA from Fulvia fulva, 441 nucleotides. RefSeq lists its product as uncharacterized. The record is from RefSeq and is a predicted model, not a curated record. NCBI's taxonomy places the organism in Eukaryota, Fungi, Ascomycota, Dothideomycetes, Mycosphaerellales, Mycosphaerellaceae. The transcript has a single exon. The coding region runs from base 1 to 441 and encodes 146 amino acids.